AUGCUGCUCACCACUGAGGCGAUGCUGCUCACCACUGAGGCGAUGCUGCUCACCACUGAGGCGAUGCUGCUCACCACUGAGGCGAUGCUGCUCACCACUGAGGCGAUGCUGCUCACCACUGAGGCGAUGCUGCUCACCACUGAGGCGAUGCUGCUCACCACUGAGGCGAUGCUGCUCACCACUGAGGCGAUGCUGCUCACCACUGAGGCGAUGCUGCUCACCACUGAGGCGAUGCUGCUCACGACUGCUGGCGCACCAGAGGAACUUUUUUCCAUAUCUCUUACUAAUCAUUUUCCAUAUCUCGCUUGGCAGCGAGGGGGAGGUAGCGACGGCUCUGGUGGUAUGGCUUUCGCCGCCGCGGCCAACUUGCACACGGCAAGCAGCAAGGCAGAGUGUGCCUGCCUGCCCUCUCGACACCGGCAGCAGAAAGGCCAGGGGGCAACGCUGUUGCUUACCUCGUGCGCUGGCUCACCUCCUUGUCUCCACGUGCUCUCCUGCCCGUCCUUGCAGAGGCACAGGGCUGACGUGACACUGGGGCACCACGCAUGGGCGUGGGGAGGCCAGGAGUCACGGGCGUGUGGCUGCCUCCUACCCGCCCUGCUGACCACGCGCUCGGAGGCAAGGCGCGGAGGCGGCACUUGGGGCGAGGCGGCGGCAAGGAGGCAGCGCUGCGACGAGGCGUCUUCCUCCCACGUGUGCUGGCUUCUCCCCCUGCGUCCAUGGGGUGAGGCGGAGGAACGAGACGGAGCGACUGACGGGCUGGCUGAGGCGAUGCUUGGGUUGAAGGGGAUGCUGUGGCGGGUGGCGACUGGAGGGGCGGAGGCUGCUGCACUGCACCUGUGGGAUGGAUGGGUGGGUGCUGCACUGCACCUGUGGGAUGUCGGCAGUGGGAUGACGCACGGCAGGCACCACUGCUGCCCUGCUGAUCACUGCUCGCCUGCGGAGGAAAGGCAAGGCGAGGAGGGAGAAGUGCCGCUGCUGGCGAGCGCGCGUCCAUGGAGCUUCGACCCCUCCGGAAUACGGCUAAGAAAUCACUCUUCUCUCAAUAUUUUCACGCUCUUGUUUGCACUCGCUCUUUCACUGUUCGCCUUCGCCGUCAUUGCCACUACCUCCUCCUCUCGCCACUCAUUUUCGUAUCGCUGCAUUCUUCACUCCUUCAUUUUCUCUCCUACGUGCGCACAGGCUGUGGGGGAGCGAGCGUGUUGGGAUGACGCACGGCCGGCAUUCACAGGCGUGUGGCUGCCUCCUACCCGCCCUGCUGACCACGCGCUCGGAGGCAAGCCGCUGAGGCAGCGCUGCGACGAGGCGUCUUUCUCCCACGUGUGCUGGCUUCUCCCCCUGCGUCCAUGGGGUGAGGCGGAAGAACGAGAUGGAGAGACUGACGGGCUGGCUGAGGCGAUUACAAGGAGGGGUGCUGUUGAAUGGAGAUUCGGGCCUUCACGUGGAGGGCGAGGGGGCAGCGCGGCGAGGCAGCAGUGGAGGCGUUCUCUGCUAAAUCCCCGCCUUCCUUCCUUCAGGGCUUCACGGGGGCAGCGCGGCGGGGCAGCAGUGGAGGCGUUCUCUGCUAAAUCCCCGCCUUCCUUCCUUCAGGGCUUCACGGGGGCACGCGGCGGGGCAACAGUGGAGGCGUUCUCUGCUAAAUCCCCGCCUUCCUUCCUUCAGGGCUUCACGGGGGGCAGCGCGGCGGGACAGCAGUGGAGGCGCUCUCUGCUAAAUCCCCGCCUUCCUUCCUUCAGGGCUUCACGGGGGGCAGCGCGCGCGGCGGGGCAGCAGUGGAGGCGUUCUCUGCUAAAUCCCCGCCUUCCUUCCUUCAGGGCUUCACGGGGGCAGCGCGGCGGGGCAGCAGUGGAGGCGUUCUCUGCUAAAUCCCCGCCUUCCUUCCUUCAGGGCUUCACAGGGGCACGCGGCGGGGCAGCAGUGGAGGCGUUCUCUGCUAAAUCCCCGCCUUCCUUCCUUCAGGGCUUCACGGGGGGCAGCGCGGCGGGGCAGCAGUGGAGGCGUUCUCUGCUAAAUCCCCGCCUUCCUUCCUUCAGGGCUUCACGGGGCGCGGCGGGGCAACAGUGGAGGCGUUCUCUGCUAAAUCCCCGCCUUCCUUCCUUCAGGGCUUCACGGGGGCAGCGCGGCGGGGCAGCAGUGGAGGCGUUCUCUGCUAAAUCCCCGCCUUCCUUCCUUCAGGGCUUCACGGGGCGCGGCGGGGCAGCAGUGGAGGCGUUCUCUGCUAAAUCCCCGCCUUCCUUCCUUCAGGGCUUCACGGGGGGCAGCGCGGCGGGACAGCAGUGGAGGCGUUCUCUGCUAAAUCCCCGCCUUCCUUCCUUCAGGGCUUCACGGGGGCAGCGCGGCGGGACAGCAGUGGAGGCGUUCUCUGCUAAAUCCCCGCCUUCCUUCCUUCAGGGCUUCACGGGGGCAGCGCGGCGGGGCAGCAGUGGAGGCGUUCUCUGCUAA
Molecule: messenger RNA, 2442 nt
Organism: Closterium sp. NIES-65
Lineage: Eukaryota; Viridiplantae; Streptophyta; Zygnematophyceae; Desmidiales; Closteriaceae
Source: the annotation of a GenBank genome assembly